UACUUUUCUUGUACCGUUAUAUACGUAGAUGUUACACUGAGGUUAAAGCCAGUUUCUUAUUAAACAUGUUAAGUACUGAAACACUUGAAGGCGAUUUUUAAUGUGCAAGUCGAUCACGCAACAUAAAUUACAGUUGGAACAACUAUAGUUGAUGAUUGUCUACGAUAUCGCUUCUACGCGGUAGCUGCCUUUUGUUUCCGACAUCCUUAAAUAUCGGGACCCUCCUUCGAAAAGGUCAUUUGAGACACUUCUAAUUGUUUGCGUUGGAAACUCCCGCCUGAACAUCGAUUGAGACGUGUGAUUACAUUGUGACACAUUGACUACAGAGAGUAAUAUAAUCAUAUACCAAUUCAGUCUCACCACAAGCUAGUCAAUUAUUCUAGUUUAGGAAUGAACUAUUGCAAUCAUUAAUAUAGGAAGAGUUAGCAUUCUAAACAUCGAACCCGACGAUGAAAUACGGAGGGGUGACGUAUGUCUUCUUAUUCCUCGUCGUUGUGCCCCUGAUCGAACAAUGCCAAGCAGCUUCGAAAUCAAACGAUGACGACGUAAGAGAAUUACAGAAUCAAACGGUCACAAUUUUAAACGGGAUACUUGAUGGUUAUGAUAAAAGGUUACGGCCUGGGUUCGGAGGACCACCUAUUACGGUUCGUGUUAGCAUGUAUGUUUACAGCAUGGGACCAGUGACAGAGGCCAAAAUGGAGUACACAAUGGACCUUUACUUCCGUCAACAAUGGCGUGAUGAGAGAUUACAAUUCAAUGCUGACUUUGGUUUGGCUCUAAAUGCAGAGAUUCUCGAUAGUUUUUGGAUACCUGAUAUCUAUAUUAUAAAUGAGAAAUCAGCCAAUUAUCAUACCAUCCUUUAUAAGAAUUCUCUCCUUCGUAUUGAACCCAACGGAGACAUGCUCUUCAGUACAAGAUUGACCAUUACGGCUAGUUGUAACAUGGAUCUUUCACACUUUCCCUUUGAUAAACAACGCUGUUCCCUAGACAUGGAAAGCUAUGCAUACAGCGAUAAUGAUGUUCAAUUUAUUUGGCUUGAAAAUAGUCCAGUCUACGUUGAUCCUGCUAUUUCACUACCUCAGUUUAAAUUCCUAGCCUCAAGUACCCGUUCAAGAAUCGCUGAAUACUUUGUUGGGAACUACACGGUCGUCAGUGCCGACUUCUUCCUCGGGCGUGACAUCACUUAUUACGUCAUCCAGACUUACAUUCCGUCAUCAAUGAUCACGUGUUUAUCAUGGCUAUCAUUUUGGAUCAACCGCAAUGCCGUACCGGCUCGUGUUGCUCUUGGUAUUACUACGGUACUGACGAUGACCACGCUGGUUGGCAAUGCAGGCAACUCCCUCCCUAAGUUAUCUUAUAUUAAAGCUAUCGACUUGUUUCUUGGAAUGUGUUAUAUUUUCGUGUUUGCUGCCCUCUUGGAGUACGUAGUCGUUAUUUAUUAUGAUCAACCUCGUUACCAGAAAGCUCGUCAACUCAUGAAAGAGUUCUUAGAGAAUGGACAAACAGCAAAAGAAGAUGCAGCCAAGACAAUUGACGUGGCUAUUGAUAUAGAAGACGAAGGAAACUCACGAUCACGAUCCGAACAAAACGGACGAACGUCGAGUCGACCUCCUACAUCACAGGACAUCUCCCGGAGCAUGCAGGCGGAUGCCAAGCGAAAAUCGGGCGACGAUUACGGGUUCAUUGAGGGCAAGGUAUCUAAAGAAGAGCCAGAUUGCAUGGAAGAGACUCUGUGCUCGUACACGCAGUCGUUCAGGGAAAAGAUUUGCGUCUUUGGGUUCAACCCGUACUCCGUCGAUAGGGUAUCUCGUAUCGUCUUCCCGCUCGUGUUUUUCACCCUAAAUCUAAUAUACUGGUUGGUCUAUUUAGUCUUUGAUAACAUUACAGUUGAAGAUCUCAAACACACGAACACAUUAUAAUAAUAACUGUUUGGAUUACAAUAAAAUGGAACUGAACAUUUCCGUUGCUUCGGAUUUGAAUCAGGAACCCUGGCUCUCACGAUCAGUACCUGCUGAGCUAUUUGUGUACCCGUCGAGAUAUAGCCAUUAGAGCUGCUUAUCAUGCAAGCCAGGAUCCCUGGGUUCAAAUCCAGGUCGGAGCGGUGGAAUUUUCUUGACGCCUGACUUUAUCUUUGGUAAUACGUCAGUCACAUUUGCUUUACUUCGGCCGUCCGGCGAGUUGGAAACAGCCGUUUAACCGUUUUGUAAUACAUGUAGCUACAUACUGUAUAGGUGUUUUGAAGAAAAAAAAAAUCAAUAAAACGACUGCGCGCGAUAGAGCAAAUGUGACUGAGGUAUAAACGGUCAGUAGGCCUAAUGUGAUAGAUCUACACUCGAGUAUAACUUACACUUAUUGAAUGCAUUUCUAUUAACUAUUGGGAUAAUGAUAUCUUUUUAGCGUUUAGGAUUGGAAUUUGAAUAUAUGCACCCUCUCUUAGUUAUGCUUUAUUUUAUUUUUUUUUUGGAUAGCCGUUUGAGAACUUACUAACAUAUUUAUUAAUUGGAUAUCAGAAAGCUACUGACAAAGAUUGUUACCUAAAAUUUCCAUCUCAUCCAAUGGUUGAGAAGGUGUUUUAUAUAAACAUAACUCAUUUUCGCAGAAUGAUAUUCUAUUAUGUCCGGGCGCCCGCUCAAAUGAAAAUCUGACGUGAAAUCAAAAAAAUGAAAGUGAAUCCCUUCCAUUAUUUUGAUUGCCUGACUUUUUUAAAGGAAAUUAUCAUUGAAAUAAUACGGUUAUCAUUACACUUGGUUGAAAAUACAAAGUGGUUUUUCAUUAAUCUUUAAAUGAAAACGCAAAACAUGCAUUUCUUAUCAUUUCUUCGACUAAAUAAAGUCCUCAGUAAUAUCCAUCGACUGAAGCUUAAAUCUAAUCGUUUAUUUGAGAUUUCGUUGUUUGCCGAUCCUAGCUCGAUAGGGCAUAGAAUUCUCAUUAAACUUACAACAUUCCUUUUAUCACUCAUUUAUUAAUAAGUGUACGCGAAUUUUAUAAGGCUUGUCAUUUGAUGCAAGGUAAAAUAGCAAUACCACGGACUUUCAUGGUGUAGUCGGGCUCAUUAGACCUCCGCAUUAGACCAUUCGGCCACGGCACCUCUCUCUGCCAAUAAUAAUGAAGUCAAUCGUGUUAGUCCUAGAGAGAUGAUAUUAUUUGAUCAUUUGAGAGUUCUCUGGUCAUUGUAUUAUUCUUUGUACUAAAGAGACUUUCUUCUCUGGUGAAAAUAAUGCAUUUGAAAUGAUAUUGCAUGUUUUGUGUCAUUGAUUAACAAAAUCUAUGAACGUUUUCUAUACAUUAAUACAUUUGCAUUCGGAAUUAGUCAUGAUGGUCAAACAUAUUUUACUGACCUGCUGACCUAAUAUUCGAUAUUCAAGACAAAGGCCUAUACGUAUUGAUUAAUUGCAUGCAUUUUAUACACUCAUAAAAAUAUGUUAUUCAAGCAAUAUUAUUUUCCCCUGCUUCAUGAAUGCUGUUAUCAAUAUAACUGACAUAAAACAUGAAAAAUUAAGGUCUACUGUGAGAACCUUAUGAAUGGAUGAAUUUGAAUGUUUCAUUCUGGACUAUUUUUAACAAUGUGUAUUCGUAGAUUAUAAGCGCUUAGAUGAAUUUGCUUUCGGUGAUAAACGCUAUAUUGUCAAAUAUUAUGGUUAUUAUCAUCAUUGUUAUCAUUGUUGUUGGGUAUAGCAUUUGGCAAUGGUAAUGAUAAGCACCGUACGAGUAUGUUGGUGUUAUGAUUAUCUUUGUAGUGUAAAUAAGUCAAUGAUGGUAUGUCUGCAUUGAACAAUCAGGAGUCCGUUUCACAAAAUUUGUUAAAAUAACAAAUAACAGUACAAAGCUACUGACAUCCUUCAAACUGAUUGGCUGAUAGCAAAUUUGUUAUAGAACUUGUGCAUUGGUUAUGAACAAAUCUUUCAGAAACGGGAUCUAGUAGAGUUAUUUAAAACAUCUUUCAAACAAGUUUAUACAUCGUACUUUAAAAACAUGAUCUUUUCAUACGAAAAAUACAUGAUU
Messenger RNA from Lytechinus variegatus (green sea urchin), 4002 nucleotides. RefSeq names its product glycine receptor subunit alphaZ1-like. Gene Ontology annotation, cellular component: membrane; GABA-A receptor complex; synapse. Lineage: Eukaryota; Metazoa; Echinodermata; Echinoidea; Temnopleuroida; Toxopneustidae. The transcript has 9 exons. Gene Ontology annotation, molecular function: extracellular ligand-gated monoatomic ion channel activity; neurotransmitter receptor activity; GABA-A receptor activity. The record is from RefSeq and is a predicted model, not a curated record. Bases 450 to 1919 code for a protein of 489 amino acids. Gene Ontology annotation, biological process: nervous system process; monoatomic ion transmembrane transport; gamma-aminobutyric acid signaling pathway.